Molecule: messenger RNA, 1794 nt
Organism: Mauremys reevesii (Reeves's turtle)
Lineage: Eukaryota; Metazoa; Chordata; Testudines; Geoemydidae
Product: butyrophilin subfamily 1 member A1-like
Exons: 9
Coding region: 1-1416 (471 amino acids)
Biological process (GO): regulation of cytokine production; T cell receptor signaling pathway
Cellular component (GO): external side of plasma membrane
Molecular function (GO): signaling receptor binding
Source: RefSeq, a predicted model, not a curated record
AUGACGGGGAAGGUUCCUUCAUUCUCCCGCGGCUCCACAGUGAGCUCCACUCUGCUCGGCUACGUCGCUCUCUGCCUCACUCUACAGGUUCACAGGCUGGUGUCAGCACAGUUCACAGUGACUGGACCUGACCAUCCAGUCACUGCCUCCCUAGGUGGGGAGGCCAUCCUGCCCUGCCACCUCUCCCCCAGGAUGAGCGCUGAGAACAUGGAGGUGGGAUGGUUACGAUCCCAGGACUUUGAAGUCGUGCACCUGUACCGUGAUGGGCAGGAUCAGUACAGAGGGCAGAUGCUGGAAUAUCAAGGCAGAACUGAGUUCUUGAGAGACGACAUCACCAAUGGGAGAGUUUCCCUGAGAAUACGCGAUAUCCGACCCUCCGACAAUGGGCCAUAUGUGUGUUUUUUUCAGUACAGUGUCUUUUAUGAAGAUGCUUUAUUGGAACUACAGGUGGCAGGUUUGGGCUCUGAUCCUGUCAUCUCUGUGGAGGGACAUCAGGACGGAGGGAUCCGGGUUGUGUGUCGAUCAUCCGGAUGGUACUCACAGCCCGAGGCUCAGUGGAGAAAUCUCCAGGGGCAGAUCUUACCAUCAGCCUCUGAAAACAUUGACCAAGAGGCCAAUGGCCUGUUUCAAGCAGAGAUUGCCAUUGUUAUAACAGAAAAGUCCAACCAGAAAGUUUCCUGCUAUGUCAGGAAUCCCCUACUCAACCAGGAGAGAAAGACAGCGAUUUCCCUAGCAGAAACUCUGCGAUCGGAUAAGGAGAGCGAGAAAGAGACCCUGCUGUCUGAACGGGAACAAGAGAAAGCGGAAUACGAGGCAGCGAAAGAACUGGGACUCACCAGAGCCCAAGGAUAUGCAGUGGACGUGACUCUGGAUCCAGACACGGCAAAUCCCAAACUCGUCCUGUCUGAGGAUCGGAAACAUGUGAGAUGGGGAGACAAACGCCAGGAUCUGCCCAACAAGCCUGAGAGAUUUGAUCAUUGUUACUGUGUCCUGGGUGCUGAGGGGUUCGCGGGUGGGAGGCGUUACUGGGAGGUGGAGGUGGGAGACAAGACAAGCUGGGACCUGGGGGUUUGUAGGGGAUCUGUGAGGAGGAAGGGGCAGGUCACACUCUCACCUGAGGAUGGAUACUGGGCCGUGUGGCUGCGGGAUGGGCGAUACCAGGCCCGCACCUCCCCCCCGACCCCCCUCCCCGUGAGCGUCAGGCCCAGCCGGGUGGGGAUUUUCCUGGACUAUGAGGCGGGCGAGGUCUCGUUUUACAAUGUGACUGACAGGUCCCAUCUCUUCACUUUCACUGACACCUUCUCUGGGACGCUCCACCCUUAUUUCAGUGCUGGUUACAAAGCUGGGGGUACAAACGCGGCUCCCCUGAUCAUCUGCCUGGUCCCAGCUCAGGCCGGAGGGAAUCUCGGUCCCUGACAGUGACCCCGCGGCACAGACUGGCCCCUCCCAGCCCUGCUGCUCUUCCCGCCCCCUGGUGGUGGAGGCCGGUUACUGCAGGGAACUGGACUUUUUGUGCUGCCCAGAUGCUGCCAGUUUCCCUUUUCAGCUGGAGUAGAAACCCGGACACCUGGCAACCCCAGCCCAGGCUGGGUGAAUGGGACCCACUUGCUGGAAGGAGCCAGAAAGCUUCCCCCCUACCCCCGUUCCCCCUGUGUUUGCUGCACCCCUGGCACAGGGCGAUGCUGGUAAGAAAAACUGCCAGACAGCUGGUGGGUUUUGCUGCCCUCACCUUUCCCCGUCCCCUGCCCAGGGGUAGCAGAUGGUGGUGGACGGGGGUCAUUCACUCCUGUCAGA